Molecule: messenger RNA, 309 nt
Organism: Rotaria sp. Silwood2
Lineage: Eukaryota; Metazoa; Rotifera; Eurotatoria; Philodinida; Philodinidae
Source: the annotation of a GenBank genome assembly
AUGCUUUAUUUGAUAGUAUUUCUCUUUCAUUCUACUCGUAUGGAUUAUACAGAAAAAUAUCAAUCAAUUGAGAUAAUAGUUAAUGAAACAACAAGAAUUGAUUCAUUUCAAAAGCCUAAUGUAAUCAUAAUUGAACGAGCACGAAGUCGUAAUCAAGAAGAAGUUCUAUUAAAAAGACCAUUACUUCUUUAUUUAUAUUUUGAAUCAACUGAAAUAUAUUCACUCGAAUAUCUAAAGAUUAUCAAUAAUAAACUAUUCUCAAUUUCAUUUUCACAGUUGCAAACAGAUAAUAAUUGUAAAAAAAUUUAA